Molecule: messenger RNA, 5599 nt
Organism: Paramormyrops kingsleyae
Lineage: Eukaryota; Metazoa; Chordata; Actinopteri; Osteoglossiformes; Mormyridae
Gene: kcnk3a
Product: potassium channel, subfamily K, member 3a
Biological process (GO): stabilization of membrane potential; potassium ion transmembrane transport
Cellular component (GO): plasma membrane
Molecular function (GO): outward rectifier potassium channel activity; open rectifier potassium channel activity; potassium ion leak channel activity
Source: RefSeq, a predicted model, not a curated record
AGUGCUGCCUCUCGAGACUUUGAAGACGAAACACUCACAUGCGUAGCUCGUCCAAUUAACUGGAACAUGUUGCUUGUCUCCUAUGGUACAGCUGAUCAAACUAAAACUUCUAAGCCUAUACCUCCAUCACACUAUGAGGAUGUCUAACAAUAGCACCUCCAAAGUACGGAGUGUUCAGCUGUUACCUUUUGAAGACCUUUAAUACGAACAACUGAUAAUCAUCCUACUGCAAAUAUUUCUGAUUACAUGUGAGUCUGAAAAUCAGGCCAAUCUUCAUCUCAAAGGGUUCAUUUUUUCAUGCACUUUCCUCUCUCAACGAGGAGCAAAUAACGAUCAUUUCAGUUGGUGGAAAAGGAAUAUAGUGAUUUAAUUAUAAUCAUACACGACUUCAGAUCUAGCGGGGCUAUUCAAAUAUUAAUUACGUGUCAUUAUAAUAAAAAGUCUCGGCAAUGCAAGGGAAACGAACAGCAUUUGUUGGUUUAUGCAAAGUAUACAUACUACAGAUGCAUUGUGUACAUGACUAAAAGGCAACAUUAUAAUUAGGGCAAUCUUUCCUGGAUGCUUCUAUUUAUACCGAGACCCAUUAUAAGCACAGUAAGAUCAUUGCACUCUAAAAUAAAAUAAAUGUAGUUCCGCGCCAAGCCGAGCUGACACCCCCGACGCGGCUCUUCACUUGGGCCCGCCAAAUUGAAUUAAUGACGGCUUUGUAUUCAGCCAGGGGUUCGUCACGGCACCGGGGCUCUGACCUCCCGCUGCAGGCUCCAGGGGAUCAUAACACACACGUGUGAGUGGCAGGGACGUCGCUAGGGCUGUUUUUUUUUAUUUUUUAUUUUUUUAUUUAUGCAUUAGCUAUAAUAAAAGCUGUAUACUUCUCAGUCAUUUUCAAUAGAAUUAGCCCCGCCUAGCCUCCAUUUUCAUAAAUCUCUCAUGACACCUUUGAUUAGUGGGACCCCAACGGAGUGAGUCUACCAGAGGGCCAUUACGGACGCGCCUCUGGCAUUAAGAACAAGCGCAGAGUAAAAAAUAUAGGGUACCAUAACACACAAUAAAUGCUAAAUAUUAUCCUAUAGGCCUAAAUGAAAAAAAAGUUAACUUGUCUAGUUCCAUAAUAUAUGCAAAUAUAAUUCCUACUUCAGUAAACACAAUAGCUUAAAUCGCCGGAAGGUGAAAUCUCGCACCUUGUAGUCUAAUUGCGAAAAAGGUUAACGAAAUUCAUAAUUACGCGCAGGAUGAUGGAAAUCAUCCGAUCCGUAAGAACAUUUGUGGUCAUCUGAGGGAAGCCGUUUAAGAAGAAAAAUUACAGGGAAUAAUACGUAGUAAAUAUUCCCCUGGAGUCUCUCCACCAGCUAUCAGCAUCUAUUAAGCUGCACACGGGGUUGACUUAUUGGAUCGAGGCAAUAAAGCAGCGAUCAGGCCGUGUUAGAAGCCCCGCCAAAUACUCAGUUUUUACCCCAGGCUAUGCCCUCACAACAGAAGCGAUAUGCCCGGUCAGUGGUUCAAUGGCACUGACAGUCUGGUAUAAAACGAGAGAGAUAACAGGGGAUAAAAGCGACAAGGCAAGGGACCGGCAUAAGAUCUAAGCGCACCCAUUACACGGAAGAACGGGUUAAACAAAUUUAAGGUGAAUUGUUCUGAUUUGGUGACAUUUUUACUUCUACGGCCGCAAGUUUGUGACAAAUGCUGUAUGUUGUUUCUUUAGCUAAAGUGUAAUGGUUACCUGUUAUCAUAUAGUUUGCAAAACAGACACGUUGCAUACUCUCUGUGAUACAGAAUUUGGUAUUCGACUGCAUUUAAACUUCUACAUUUACAAAUUGUCUUGGAAAACAGCAUAUAUAGAGUGGAUGCAGUUCAAUACAAUAUUUACGUUAACUUCAAAACAAAGCGCUCUUUUAGUAUACCAUACAUAUUUUAACUCUGAUUCCGACUUUCCCUGUCCUUUAAUUGUAUGCAGAUGAGAUAUUUUGAUAAGUUCUGAGAUAUGGCGCCCCGUAGCCCAUCGCAUCCCGCUAACUGUACAUCCUAAAUAGGAAGGAUUAGUGUGCUGCGAUACGGGACGCGUGCACAUGCCAUAAUAGAGAGGCAAAUACACCUCAGAACAAAUGGCCAAAUAAGGAAGCCGCGCAGUGGGUCUCCGGCGUGGGGGUGGUGCUGAAGGAACAGCUCCCCUUAACGUGGGCUUUGGGAAUAAAGUGAUCAAAGAGCGUCUGGCACAGCACAGCGGAGCCAUGAGCCAGCCCAGCUCUCCAUCCUCAAGAUGUGCAUUUAAACUUGUGGAGAGAGCAGCGCCAGCCAGAUCAUGAAGAGGCAAAACGUGCGGACCCUCGCCCUCAUCAUCUGCACUUUCACUUACCUGCUGGUUGGAGCGGCCGUCUUCGACGUGCUGGAAUCUAAAAAGGAGACGACUCAGAAGAAGAAACUGGACGACAAAAAGGAAGAGCUUAUGAGUAAAUACAACCUGACUAAAGUCAACUUUGACGAGCUGGAAGGGGUGGUGCUGCAGCUGAAGCCGCACAAAGCCGGCGUGCAGUGGAAAUUCGCCGGCUCGUUCUAUUUUGCAAUCACUGUGAUCACCACAAUAGGGUAUGGGCACGCUGCCCCAAGCACAGACGGUGGGAAGGUCUUCUGCAUGUUCUAUGCGCUCCUGGGAAUCCCACUCACCUUGGUCAUGUUCCAGAGUCUGGGUGAGCGCAUCAACACCUUUGUCAAGUACCUGCUCCACCGCCUGAAGAAGUGCCUUCGUCUGCGGCGGACGGAGGUGUCCAUGGCCAACAUGGUGACCAUCGGCUUCAUCUCGUGCAUCAGCACGUUGUGUGUGGGGGCCGCCGCCUUCUCCCGCUAUGAGGACUGGAGCUUCUUCCACGCCUACUACUACUGCUUCAUCACGCUCACCACCAUUGGCUUUGGCGACUACGUGGCAUUGCAGAAAGACCACGCCCUGCAGACCAACCCCAAAUAUGUCGCCUUCAGCUUCAUCUACAUCCUCACAGGCCUCACCGUCAUCGGGGCCUUCCUCAACCUAGUGGUGCUGCGCUUCAUGACCAUGAACGCAGAGGAUGAGAAGCGGGACGCCGAGCACCGGGCGCUGCUGUCGCGUUCUGGCCGGGCCGGCCUCCCGUGCUGUGCGCCGGACCCGCCGUCAUCCUCGUCGGGCCGUGGCCUCCGCAAUGUCUAUGCUGAGGUCAUGCACUUCCAGUCGAUGUGCUCCUGCCUGUGGUACAAGAGCAGGGAGAAGCUGCAGUACUCCAUUCCCAUGAUGAUUUCCCGGGACCUAUCCACCUCCGAUGCCUACAUGGGCCAGGGUGAGGCCUUCACCGACCCCCACGCCAACGGCUGUGUCUGCAGCCUACAGCGGCGCUCUGCCAUCAGCUCUGUGUCCACUGGCCUGCACAGUCUCUCCACUUACAGGGCACUUAUGAAACGACGCAGCUCCAUCUAGCUGCCGGAGGACUCACCGCAUUUUAUCUAGCAAAUGGAACCGAAACUCGGAUUAGAUACAGGCAGAACAUUCCUCUUUGGUGUAGUUGUCUUUCACCUGUUUUGGGACAUAUAGGAAUGGAUAAGUGAGGAGGAAGCUCUUUAGUAAGUCAUGCUACACUUAGUGAUUCAUACUUUUAUGAUAUGAAAUAUGCAGGACAGAGAUAUUUAUCAGAUGAUCCCAUCAUUAAUUAAUAUCCUAAUACUUUGUUUUUAUAAAAUGAAAUUGUGUCUUCGUUUCCCUUGAAGACUAAGGGGACACUUUCGAGUGCAGGAAUAUUUAAGAAAUGUGUAUAUAUUUGUAAUUUUCACAAUUAACAGAAUUAUAACUCUAUCAGGGGAUAUUAUUUUUGCUGCCAAAGGAUUUAAGUCUCACAGUCUCACCUGAUGUCCAGCCCAUGACAGAUCAGUCUCCCCCACUGUGUUUCUCAAAAAUACUUUUCCCGUGCACAUAAGCUGCUCUAACCUUGCUUUAAUGUCUUGCGGCACAUGGUACAUCGAGUGUAUAAUGAGUAAUUGAGGGUUAAUGGCACUUUAGGAAACCAUCUUAGAUAUCAGCACGCUGGUACUCAUGGCAGAACCAGCCGAAUGAACACUAUAGCGUCUGAGUUUGGAAUUUAACGGGAAUUUCAUAUCCUUUGAAAUGUGAAGACGUGUCGAUCGCUGGUAGAGUGGGACAAAAAACAAAGGUGUGGGAACAAGAAGAUGGUGCUUGAGGACAGUGUGGGUCUGGACGAGUGAUCAAGGGUCCAAAAACAUGGUACGGGAAUCAGACAGCACUCACUCGUCAUGGUCUGUGCGUCUGCUGACGGUCCUACAAACUGGAUGAUGGAUGUCAAAGUCAACAUCACUGUGCACAUGCACAACAAGAUGAGGUGACCGAGUGGGACCAGGCGUCAGACUGUGGCCUCCCUCUGAUAAGUGGCUCCCAGAAUGCCGAGAUUCUAUCUGAAACAGCCGCGAUUCCAGCAAUAUCUGGUGGUGGGAACUUGCCUUUUUGUGUGUCCUCUGUCCUCUGAUUAAAAGAACAGACCCAUAUCACUCGAGGAGGAUGCAUCGCAUGUCACUACAAAAGUAACAUUCCCUUUUCUGCUGAAACUGGGUGACAGCAAGGUAAACGAUUUCCCAAGGCUGUCGACGCAGGUCCGUGCGUCUGUUUGCGGAAUGCGCUGCAAAGGACGCCUCCCUGAAGUACAUCACUGCCCUCUGCUGCUCAGAUGCCCUUUCCCUGUGCCCUUCCCACCGCCGGAUCUGCCAGCAUCUCGUCGGGGGACUCCCUUGACCUGCACUGAACUUCACCGUCCAUGCAGACCAGUGUAAAAUGUACUUUUAGAGCUGGUGGGACCUUCUAAUGAGGAUGUCAUUCCCAAACCUGAGACAGUUAUUUUUGAGACACAUUCCUACAAGACUUAACACAGUUUCCACAGCUGAAUUUUUCAGUGGUUAAACUGCUUUUAAAGUCACUGAGGUCAUGUGUUAAUAUGUCAGCUGACACAGCCUAGUGUGGUACAGACUGCUAAUGUCCCUAUGUAUAUGUCCAUCUGUGCCCAACGAUGGUAUAGACCACCACUCUAAUCGCACAUUUGCAUGGGGCCCCUUAGGUUUGGGGCCCCUUUGUUAGCCGCAAACAGUCACUACACGGGGUGGUGGACUUCUUGAGUGUGGCCCCAGAAACAGCAAACCCUCCUCUCUGUAUGUACAGGAUGAGGCCAUUGCUGGGCAGAGGUCUAUCCAUUUUGUGUGGCCUCGGUGCUGGUAUCCAUUUUCACCCAGGAUCUGAACCUCUGUGUUGUGUUUGGUUUACAGUGCUUAUUCGUAGACCUUAGGGAUGAAUUGAGUAAAUACUCACUGUGAUUUCUCUCCCCUUCCACUCCAUUAAGAAGGCAUACACCUCUGAUGGAGGUUUCUAGAACAAAAGUAGCUUGAAUCAGCAUACUAUGGGCUGUCAGAAAAGGGUGUAAUUUCCAUUUACAAGAGAUUUCAUAAAUAUUUGAAGAGUUUAAUGUCUCACUGUCUCAGAAUUAUUUAACGAAAAGUACUGUUAUGCUGGCGUGUGAAAUUAAAGAAUGAUUACCUUGCCACUGAUAAGAAAUUUUCUGUAAUUAAAGAAGUCUAGAUAUAGAAA